Molecule: messenger RNA, 1791 nt
Organism: Theobroma cacao (cacao)
Lineage: Eukaryota; Viridiplantae; Streptophyta; Magnoliopsida; Malvales; Malvaceae
Gene: HKT1
Product: high-affinity K+ transporter 1
Biological process (GO): monoatomic cation transport; transmembrane transport
Cellular component (GO): plasma membrane
Molecular function (GO): sodium ion transmembrane transporter activity
Source: RefSeq, a predicted model, not a curated record
AUGAGGAGCUUCGUCUGUUUUGGUAGGAAAUUGGAGAGUUUUUGUGGCGAUUCACGCACCAAAGGCGCAUGCUUCAAACAAUCCUAUCAUGGUGUGAUUUCGUCCUCUUCUCGUUUCUUGCUCCUCAAACUGAACCCUUUCUGGGUUCAGCUUGCUUAUUUCAUAGUUCUGUCUUUAAUCGGCUACGGGGCCCUGAAUAUAGCAAAGCCAAAAACCGACUCUUUUAGGCCUAAGAAUAUUGAUGUAUUCUUCACUUCUGUGUCUGCAGCAACGGUUUCAAGCAUGUCAACUGUAGAAAUGGAGGUUUUUUCAAACACCCAACUUAUUAUUAUGACUACUUUGAUGUUAAUAGGUGGGGAGGUCUUUGUUUCCAUGCUUGGACUUCUGCUGGCAAGGUCCAGGUUCCCUAAAAAACAACAUCCUGAAAACAAUAUAACAUUUUUUAGCAUCCCCAACAAUUCCUUGACCUCGAAAAGCAUUACUCAUCAAAUCGAAUUUGGUACGGAUUCUUGUUCAACCGUAGAGAAUGAUAAACCUGAUUCUGACUUAGAAAGUGACACUAAACUGUCUUCUAUGACUGACAGUCUGCAAUACAGCGCUAGUAGGUAUUUGUGCUAUGUGGUAUUAGGUUAUCUCUUAGUAGUCCAUAUAGGUGGUUCUAGUUUAGUUUCCAUGUACGUAAGCCUGGUUCCAAGCGCAAGAAAUAUACUCAAAACCAAAGCGAUUCAGAUAAAAACAUUUUCCAUUUUCACUGUUGUGUCUACUUUUGCAAACUGUGGCUUUGUGCCUACAAACGAGAACAUGAUAAUCUUCAAGAAGAAUUCAGGUUUGCUGUUGCUUCUAAUUCCACAAAUUCUUCUUGGCAACACAUUGUAUCCCGCUUGCUUACGAGUCCUGAUAUGGCUUUUGGAGAAAAUCACAAAACGCGUGGAGCUCGGGUGCAUCCUGAAGAAUUAUAAGGAGAUGGGCUAUAGCCAUUUGCUGUCAGGCGUUCAUUGUUCUCUUCUUGCUGCCACUGUAUUCGGCUUCAUAUUAGUUCAGUUGAUUCUAUUCUGCUCUAUGGAAUGGAAUUCAGAGGCCAUGGAUGGUCUUAGUUCAUAUCAGAAAUUCGUAGGCUCUUUGUUUGAAGUGGUAAAUUCAAGGCAUACUGGUGAAUCAAUAGUUGAUCUUUCUACCAUCUCCUCAGCGAUCUUGGUGCUCUUUGUUGUUAUGAUGUAUCUCCCUCCAUAUACUUCCCUUCUACCCACUACAUAUCAGGAAAAGAAUUCAGGGAAGGGCCAGGCAAGUGAAAAUCACGGGAGGAGCAUUUUGGAGUGUCUGUUAUUCUCUCAGCUCUCAUACUUGGCCAUCUUCAUCAUCCUGAUUUGCAUCACCGAAAGGGAAAAGAUUAAGGAAGAUCCACUCAACUUCAAUGUGUUGAGCAUCGCCAUUGAAGUGAUAAGCGCUUACGGGAAUGUUGGUUUCUCAACUGGUUAUAGCUGCAAAAGACAAGUGAAACCUGAAAGCUCCUGCAUAGAUACAUGGGCUGGAUUUGUAGGGAGGUGGAGUAACAUGGGAAAGCUUAUCCUCGUCGUUGUAAUGUUCUUUGGAAGGCUAAAGAAAUUCCAUAUGAAAGGUGGUAAAGCCUGGAAACUCUCUUAGUUAAUGCUGGAUCCAAAGUGAAGUCCAAAAAGCUUGUGCAGCCACCAGGUUUUCAAUGUUUUCUGUGAUGUAAAUUGGCACUGUAUAAUAUAGGUCAAGAAUAAUCCUUAUGCUGUAUUUUGAGUUUUUGCCACCUUGAGGAUUAUAAAG